Nothobranchius furzeri (turquoise killifish) is the source of this 1805-nucleotide messenger RNA. The record is from RefSeq and is a predicted model, not a curated record. NCBI's taxonomy places the organism in Eukaryota, Metazoa, Chordata, Actinopteri, Cyprinodontiformes, Nothobranchiidae.
UGUUGCACAUAGCAAAGAUGUUCAGCACAGCGAAAAGGGAGGUCCGAUCCUGCAAAGGCUGGCAUUGCUGUAAGACAAAGGUAACUGUGAAGGAAAUCGACCAAGCUGCAAACGUUAUUGUGCGUACGGUGCAGGAGGAAAUCUAUGCUGAAGAGAUCAAGUGCAUUCAGAAGUCAGAAAGAAUUCCUAAAGGCAGCCCUCUCUACAGACUGGACCCAUUCAUCGACAAAGAUGGACUUCUCAGAGUUGGGGGCCGUCUCGUCCAUUCCACUCUUGGGCAAGUCGAAAAGAAUCCAUUGAUCGUCCCUGGGAAACACCAUGUUGCAACCUUGAUAAUAAGACACCAUCAUGAACAAGUACACCAUCAAGGCCGCCAUUACACGGAAGGAGCUAUUCGGACAUCAGGAUUUUGGAUAAUUGGCUGUAAAAGAAGGGUUAGCAGCAUCAUCAACCAGUGUGUCACCUGUAGACGACUAAGAGCUCCUUUGAGUGUCCAGAAGAUGGCAAAUCUUCCAACAGAUCGUUUGACUACAGAUCCUCCGUUCACAAAUGUGGGCCUGGAUGUGUUCGGGCCGUGGCACAUCUGUUCACGUCGUGCAAGAGGUGGCCUGUUACACAGUAAAAGGUGGGCUGUAAUAUUUACGUGUAUGAGUGUAAGAGCUGUUCACAUCGAGGUCAUCGAGUCACUUGACGCAUCAAGCUUCAUCAAUGCAUUGAGGCGUUUUCUUGCAGUGCGAGGGCCAGUCAAGCUCAUACGUUCAGACCGUGGCACUAAUUUCGUCGGAGCCUGCAAGGAGUUAAAUAUACCCUCAAACAUUGACAACUCAGCGAUCAACACUUACCUCUUGAAAGAGGGAAUAACCUGGAUCUUUAAUCCUCCCCAUGCUUCCCAUCAUGGUGGUACAUGGGAGAGAAUGAUUGGCCUGGCAAGAAGAAUACUUGACACCAUGUUCCUUCAGCUAAAAGAUAAACUUACCCAUGAAGUGUUGGUGACCUUUAUGGCAGAAGUAGCGGCUAUCAUCAACGCUAGGCCUCUGGUGCCAGUUACACAUGACCCUGAAGAUUUGUACAUGCUCACUCCAGCCACUCUUCUUACUCAAAAGGUAAACGUCCUUCCAGCUCCUGUUGGUGACUUCGGAGUGUCUGACCUCUACAAGUCUCAGUGGCGCCAGGUACAACACUUGUCCAACACUUUCUGGGACAGAUGGAAAAAGCAGUAUCUGCCCACACUUCAGCCACGCAGGAAAUGGCAGUCUACACAACCUAACGUGACAGAAGGAAGUAUUGUUCUUUUAAGAAAUAACGACCUGGCAAGGAACGAAUGGCCCACUGGACUGAUAACGAAGACUUUUCCAGGUGAAGAUGGAAAAGUGCGGGAAGUUGAAGUGAAGAUUGUAAAACCAGGAGGGACUGCACUCUAUCGUAGACCUAUUACAGAGAUAGUAGUUCUCCUUCCGAAAGAGGAUUAGUCAUACAAACUGUUGAAGUUGUUAGUGACGUGUAUACACGCCAGGCGGGGAGUGUAUUGCUACGAGCAAAUGUAAUGUUAAUCUUGUUUGUUUUCGUAAGAAUUAAUGUUUAAAUCUCAUUGUUAGAAAAAAUGGUACUGUCGCUUUAAGAGGGACUGGAUCUCAGACACAGGAAGUUGCAUAGGCUAUAGAGUGAGGAAAUCAGGAAGCAAGCACAUGGCACAGAGUGGAGGUUGUUAGUCGAGUCAAUCCAGCUGCAUCUGCAAACGUCUUCUGCUUUUUGUUAGCAUCGUAGUUUCACCUUCCUUGCUACGUCAAUAAACCUGUGUACAAGGA